AUGCCAGGCACAGCUAGGCAUGACCGAGAGAUGGCAAUCCAGGCCAAAAGGAACCUGUCAAAAACCACUGACCCUGUAGAAAGACUUCGCCUACGUUGUUUAGCAAGGGGAUCUGCAGGCAUCAAAGGACUUGGCAGAGUUUUUCGGAUCAUGGAUGAUGACAACAGCAGGACCCUUGAUUUCAAAGAGUUUGUGAAAGGGUUAAAUGAUUAUGCUAUGAUGAUAGACAAGGAAGAAGCACAAGACAUUUUCCGGGUAUUUGAUAAAGAUGGGAAUGGAAUAAUUGAUUUUGAUGAAUUUCUUGUCACACUGAGACCUCCCAUGUCAAAUGCAAGAAAAGAGAUCAUCAUGCAGGCAUUUAGAAAGUUAGAUAAGAGUGGAGAUGGUGUGAUAACAAUUGAAGAUUUGCGGGGGGUGUACAAUGCAAAGCAUCAUCCCAAAUACCAAAAUGGAGACUGGACAGAAGAUCAGGUUUUCAGGGCUUUUCUGGAUAAUUUUGAUUCACCUUAUGACAAAGAUGGGAAGGUCACAACAGAAGAAUUCAUGAACUACUAUGCUGGAGUCAGUGCUUCAAUAGACACAGAUGUCUAUUUUAUCAUCAUGAUGAAGAAUGCUUGGAAACUCUGA
Indicator indicator is the source of this 627-nucleotide messenger RNA. RefSeq names its product calcyphosine like (gene CAPSL). Gene Ontology annotation, molecular function: calcium ion binding. Bases 1 to 627 code for a protein of 208 amino acids. The transcript is spliced from 4 exons. The record is from RefSeq and is a predicted model, not a curated record. Lineage: Eukaryota; Metazoa; Chordata; Aves; Piciformes; Indicatoridae.